GUAUUAGGCAAAUCGAGUAGCCCCCAAACAGAUCUGACUACUUUGUGGAGAUAGAACGACUGAAGGAGAUGGAUGAAGAGGAGCACGAGGUGUACGGAGGAGAAAUCCCCGUUGAAGGCGAAUUGGAAGGAGACAUGGAGGCUCACGGCGCCGAUGUCGACAUGUCCACCGCCGACGAAGAUGCCGUUAAGGAAUUGGACGAGAUGAAGAAGCGACUAAAGGAGAUGGAGGAAGAAGCGGCAGCUCUUCGGGAGAUGCAAGCCAAAGUUGAGAAGGAGAUGGGGGCUGUUCAAGGUGACACAGAUCCUGCCAGUGCUGCUUCUCAGGCUAGCAAGGAGGAAGUUGAUUCACGAUCAAUCUUUGUUGGCAAUGUUGAUUAUGCAUGCACCCCGGAGGAAGUUCAACAACACUUCCAGGCAUGUGGUACUGUGAACCGAGUUACUAUUCUGACUGAUAAGUUUGGUCAGCCUAAAGGCUUUGCAUAUGUGGAGUUUGUUGAACAAGAGGCUAUUCAGGAGGCACUCCAGUUGAAUGAAUCUGAACUGCAUGGGCGCCAGUUGAAGGUUAUGCCCAAGAGGACCAAUGUUCCAGGAAUGAAGCAAUUCCGCCCAAGGCGUUUCAAUCCUUAUAUGGGGGGAUACAGGUUCAGGAGGCCUUAUGUCCCCCCAUACUUCUAUUCCCCAUAUGGAUAUGGGAAGGUUCCAAGGUUCAGGAGGUCAUCACCAUAUACACCGUAUUAAAGAUGUGUGGCUGUUAAAGUAUAAUGAAGGUUAUGAAGCAGAUGCUACAAGCAUAAACACACAUGGAGUUCUUUGUCAAACCCCC
Molecule: messenger RNA, 825 nt
Organism: Ipomoea triloba (trilobed morning glory)
Lineage: Eukaryota; Viridiplantae; Streptophyta; Magnoliopsida; Solanales; Convolvulaceae
Product: polyadenylate-binding protein 2-like
Exons: 6
Coding region: 69-740 (223 amino acids)
Molecular function (GO): RNA binding
Source: RefSeq, a predicted model, not a curated record